GCCCAGCCCAGCGCUGCAGGAUGACACAAGGACUUGAGCUGCACCCUAUGUCACACAAUCCAGAGGACAACAUUGCUGGGCACAGGCACUGAAAGCCAAAAAAAAAGGUCUGAAUCACCCAUUAUGGGACCCUCAACCACACCAAUCCUCCUUCCAACCACAGCCAUCCAGGCUCCUGGGACCAACCAGAGUGGGGCUGUGGGACAACCAGAGGCAUCCUACACUGUCCUCAAGUUCAUGGAGAGCUUCUGCCUGCUGAGUGCUGCCUGUGGGAUGGUGGGGAAUGGCCUGGUGCUGUGGUACCUGGGCUUCCGCAUUCGCAGGAACCACUUCACUGUCUACAUCCUGAACCUGGCGGCCGCAGACUUUGGGUACCUGCUGUGCAUCGCUGUGGAGACCGUGCAGUACCUGAUGCAGUUCAACGUGGGGGUGCAGUUCGGAAUAUUCCUCUUCCUGGAUCUCUUCAUGUAUGGCACAGGCCUGUACCUGCUGACUGCCAUCAGCAUUGAGCGCUGCCUGUCUGUGCUGUCCCCCAUCUGGUGCCGGACACACCGCCCGAAGCACCUGUCUGCCACGGUGUCUGGCCUGCUCUGGGCCCUGUCCCUGCUCCUGAACACUCUGGGAUAUGUUUUGUGCACUGUUCGCCCCUCUCCCAGGGUUUGCCAGCGCCUGCUCAUCUCCAUCGGAGCCUUGGAUUUCCUCGUCUGUGCGCCCCUCAUGCUGCUCUUCAGCCUCACCCUCUUCCUGCGGGUCAAGUGCAGCUCCCAGCCCUUCCAAACAGGCCGGCUCUUCACUGUCAUCAUGCUCACCAUCCUCCUCUUUGUCAUUUUUGCCGUGCCCCUCAGUGUCCUCAUCCUCCUGGACUUCCUGGGCCACAAAUUCCUGUAUUCCCCAGAGAUCGGCUUUGUGCUGUCCUGCGUCAACAGCACCCUCAACCCCGUCAUUUACUUCCUGGUGGGAAGCUACAGGGAUAGGAAAUUCAGGCUCACCCUCAGACUGGCAUUCCAGAGGGCCUUCCAAGACUCAGCAGAUGACAGAGAUGAGAGGGAAACUCGGGACACGAUAACCAUGUCCUCCUAAAAUCCUGCCUGGAAUGUCUUAGCAGAACUGAAGACCUCUGAGUUACUGGGGAAGGUUCAUGUCACUUGACCCUCAGCACUCUCUUUGUAGAUAUUUUAGGUCAUUAUUUUAAGUCCCCAUCUGUGGCACAUAAGCACCUGGACCACAGAAAUUACCUGACCUGUAUUUAGGAUACAUUAAAAGUUCCUGUUUGUUUCUAGUGACUAUUA
Messenger RNA from Poecile atricapillus (Black-capped chickadee), 1289 nucleotides. RefSeq names its product proto-oncogene Mas-like. Gene Ontology annotation, biological process: G protein-coupled receptor signaling pathway. The record is from RefSeq and is a predicted model, not a curated record. Gene Ontology annotation, molecular function: G protein-coupled receptor activity. Gene Ontology annotation, cellular component: membrane. Bases 124 to 1080 code for a protein of 318 amino acids. NCBI's taxonomy places the organism in Eukaryota, Metazoa, Chordata, Aves, Passeriformes, Paridae. The transcript is spliced from 2 exons.